AUGUUGACAUUUAGCAAUUGCAACGCGACUCCUGUGGAUGGGAAGCUCCUGGCUGACGAUGGUACCGUUUUGGCCCCAAAUGAUCAUGUCUAUCUCGUCUGUGAACCGCCUGGCGAGCCGUAUUAUGUUGGCCGUAUCAUGGAAUUUUUGCACAUUGGAAAUGAUGCUUCCAAACCAAUCGAUGCGCUACGUAUCAACUGGUAUUACCGGCCCAAGGACAUUGGACGUCGCGUGCAGGACACCCGUCUCCUCUUUGCGACAAUGCACUCGGAUAUAAGCCCUCUGACUGCGUUGCGUGUCUUGGACGAACGAUGGAAAUUCGUCCUGGUCGAGCAAGGCCGUGGAAAGGAAUUGACAUCGGCGAUGAAGCUGUGCAAGAAAUGCGGAGCCUAUUGUGCAAGUAAUGACUCCGUGGAUUGUUCCGACUGCAAGCUUACCUACCACAUGAAUUGUGUAACACCUCCGGUCACUAAGAAACCCUCGCGAGGGUUUGGGUGGUCGUGUGCCGCAUGUAGUCGCAAGCAUGAAAAGAAGCUCCACGCUCGAAAUACUCCUAACAUUCUUGACCCCGAUGGGGACUUCGAUGAGGAGGAAUUUAACGAAGAGGAAGAAGCGAUUGGAACCACGCAAACUGGCACCCCUCUCUUGACGCGGAUGACGAUGCUCAUAUUCAAGGGUCUCCCGAACAGAUCUACCAGGCCAGCCUACUACGACGACCGCAUUUACCCUCGAGCCAGUUCCCGUAUCGGCCCAAAACACCAGGCGAACGUUUUAGCUUGGCCCGGCCGACCCGUGAUCUACGAGCCCGUCCUUGAGUUCAAGAGGGCUGGAAAGAGAGACACGAAACUCUCAAAGGAGAACCAGGCUGCCCUUGAGGCGCAGAAACUUCGUCGGGAAACGCGGCCGAAAUGGGUGCAGGACGAGCCCCCGGCUAUACGACUAGAGGCGAAGACCACGAUGCUGAUGACCCGAACUAGUUCCACCAACCUUCAGAACAUCGCCUUGGUUACUCUAUACUCGCAUGAUUUUGAUGUCGAAAAAGCUUUAGAUGCCCUCUCUAAAACUGAUUUGGAUGCCUUCAAAGAGCCCAACCUGACCACCGCCGAGCAGAAGAAAUUCGAGGAAGCUGUCAUGAAGUACGGCUCUGAGCUUCACACCAUCACGAAGCACGUAAAGACUUUGAAACAUGGCGACAUCGUGCGGCAUUACUAUAUUUGGAAGAAGACGGAACGAGGAAAGCAGAUUUGGGGCGAUUACUCGGGGCGAAAGGGCAGAAAGGAAGCAAAGAAAGCCGAGGAAGAAGCCAACAAGCUCCAGGAAGACCUUGCGGAUGAUAUGGAUGACUCUGCUUUCGACUCAGAAAAGGCUAUAAUAAGAAAGAAGAACUUCAUCUGCAAGUUCUGCUCGACCAAGUCUUCUCGUCAAUGGCGUAGGGCUCCUGCUACCGCGAGUAGCUCGGAAGGAAUCCCUAAAGCGUCCUCCAAAGACAGGAAGGAACAAUACGUUGUGGCUCUUUGCCGGCGCUGCGCCGAACUCUGGCGCCGCUACGGUAUUCAGUGGGAGGACAUCGAGGAAAUGGCGAAGAAGGUGGCACAGGCUGGUGGCCGUGCCUGGAAGCGCAAGCAGGAUGAAGAACUCUUGAAAGAGCUGAUUCCGGCGAAAGACCUUCCUAGCCUUUCGCCUCCGGCGCCCGAGCCGGCGCCAGCCCAGGUCAGCGCAAGCGCCACGAAUGCAUCUCACAAUGGAGAGCCGCCUCGCAAGAAACUGAAGAGCUCUGCUGAGGAACGCAUCUCACUCAAUUAUAAGUGUGUUCUCUGCCCUAUUGAGUACACCGAGCACGAUUUUGUCGGUUACCCUAAAGCGUCGAGCGCCACCGGUAAAAAGAAGUCUGACAAAGACCGGGAUCGUGAGAAGAGCGAGAGGGAUCAGGCCCAGAAAGCGGCCGACUAUCAUCGCAAGAAACAGGAGGAGACCAACCGCCCGGUCAACCCCCGUGAGCCCCUCAAAAGGACGGCAGACAAUAACUGGGUACACGUGACAUGUGCAAUGUGGACUCCCGAAGUAAAUUUCGGGUCUGGCGAGGCCAUGGUCCCGGCUGAAGGAAUUCCCUCAAUCCCUCGCUCACGGUUCGAGGAGGUGUGCAUAGUGUGUAAUAAAGCCGAGGGCGCAUGUGUCUCGUGCAAUCAUUGCCGAACACCUGUCCAUGUCGAAUGCGCGAGGCAAAAUGACUUCGUCCUGGGCUUUGACAUCACGCCAAUUAAAGGCUCAAGACGGGACCAGUUCCACAUUGUCACUGUUGGUGGCGAGAGUGGAGUUAUGUCCGCCGGGCUCUGGUGCAAGGACCACGCGCCAACCAAGACGAUUAUACACCAUAUGCACGACCUGGUGGGCGAUGACGCGCUGAAUGCCAUACAAUUCUAUUCGCAAAAUUUCAAGCAGGCCGACCAAACGAUCAACGACACUGUCCGUAAAGCUAACUUGAUCACGGCAGCGGCCAAGUCAGUGGGAGGCGCCGCAAGCACGGGGUCCGGCGGGCAUCAACAACGGCCUUGCCUGUCAACGGUGCACCUGCCCAGCGCCAGUCGAAUGAACCGGGGAUUCAGGUGGACACACAGAGCCUGGACAGCAAAAUAUGCAUCACUUGCGGUAUCGACGUUAGCCCGAAGUGGUGGACUGUUGACGUGGAUCAGGAUGAGCCGAUGGUGA
Parascedosporium putredinis is the source of this 2706-nucleotide messenger RNA. NCBI's taxonomy places the organism in Eukaryota, Fungi, Ascomycota, Sordariomycetes, Microascales, Microascaceae. The record is from the annotation of a GenBank genome assembly.